This is a messenger RNA of Puntigrus tetrazona (Sumatra barb), 1206 nucleotides long. RefSeq names its product beta-1,3-galactosyltransferase 9. Bases 1 to 1206 code for a protein of 401 amino acids. The transcript has a single exon. Gene Ontology annotation, molecular function: hexosyltransferase activity. Lineage: Eukaryota; Metazoa; Chordata; Actinopteri; Cypriniformes; Cyprinidae. The record is from RefSeq and is a predicted model, not a curated record. Gene Ontology annotation, cellular component: membrane.
AUGUACAUUGAACCGUAUCAAGCGUCGCAUGGCUUGCUCUUAGUAAACACCGUUACGGGACAUCGAGAUGUUCCUGUGUUCUGGUCACGUUUCUGUCAGAUCUGUGUGUUCCGGCUGCAGACCCAUCAGUGGUGCUUCCUGCUGUGUAACGUCGUCUUGUUUCACGCUCUGCUGUUCGGCGGUGACCUCGUGGAAGAGUUUCUCCUGCAGUCGUCUCCCGCCGCUUACACCGACCGCUUCGUCCUGGACGUCCGGGAGCGCGCGCGCAAACUGGACCUGAGUGAGACCAGGCUCAACACCUCACAGCUCUACCCCAUUAACACCGAACCCUGCCUUCAUCAUCAGGACCUCCUCAUCCUCACGCUGGUCCUGAGCUCCCCGGGAAACUCCAGCCAGAGGGAGGCGGUGCGGAACUCCUGGGCCAAUCAGACGACGGUGCGCAGUGUUGCCGUGCGGACUUUGUUUUUCAUCGGCUCCUCCCGUUCAGGGGCGGAGUCUACGGCGAUGAGGGAGGAGUCCGAGCGCUACGGCGACAUCGUGCAGUUCGAGGGGGCCGUGUCAAGGGGCGACUGGCAAAGAGGACACUGGGAACAAGUUAAAAUGGCGCUUCGAUGGAUCCUUCUUUUUUGUCCACAGGCCCGAUUCGUCGUCCUUUCUGAGGAUUCGGUGUAUUUGAAUGUUCCUGCGCUGACCUCAUACCUGCUAGGACUGAGAACGCACCCUGAUGACCUUUACCUGGGCAGGGUCAUCCAUCGGGCCGCACCUGAGCGGGACCCCGACAAGCCGCGUUACCUGCCCUAUCAAGCGUACCCUGAGAAGUACCUUCCGGACUACUGCUCUGGCCCGGCCUUUCUUCUGUCUCAAGACGUCGUGAGGAAAGUUUACGUCGCCUCUGAGGACGUGUCGUUGCCCCUCCCCUCUGACGUCCUGAUUGGCCUGUGUGCGAGACGCGCGGGCGUGGUGGCCACUCACAGCGCUCGCUUUUCUGGAGACAGACACAUCCGCUAUAACCCCUGCUGCUACAACUUCCUUUUCAGCUCGGCUGGGAUGGGGGCGGGGAUGAUGGGCGUGGCCUGGAGGGAUCUAGGUGCCGGGAAGGGGAGGGGCUGUGGCAUGCUAGAGACUUAUUACAGUUUGGUGGUGUGCAAAACAAUGACCUACCUGGAUAAACUUACUUUCCCGAGUAGUGACAAAUCGCAGGGAUAG